UGGCGCGGGAUCUUCAAGAAAAGUCUAGGACUCCGUCCUACUCGUCGAGACCCAAAUACUCACGUUGUUACGCGGGCUGUGUGCAUGUUGUGCGUGAAUGUGGGGAGGGAGACUCAGCCGGCGCGGGGACGCAGGUCACGUGGUCCCCCCGUCGACGAGCAAUUUUUCCAGUUUCCCUGGCGGGUCGACAACAUCAAGAGUCAUCAUCUCUGCUUCCACCCGAGAAUAUGGGCCCAGCAC
Phytophthora sojae is the source of this 240-nucleotide messenger RNA. RefSeq lists its product as hypothetical. The transcript has a single exon. NCBI's taxonomy places the organism in Eukaryota, Oomycota, Peronosporomycetes, Peronosporales, Peronosporaceae. The record is from RefSeq and is a predicted model, not a curated record. The annotation marks the transcript as partial.